Molecule: messenger RNA, 1213 nt
Organism: Theileria equi strain WA
Lineage: Eukaryota; Apicomplexa; Aconoidasida; Piroplasmida; Theileriidae
Exons: 3
Coding region: 1-786 (261 amino acids)
Source: RefSeq, a predicted model, not a curated record
AUGACAUCCAUAUACCUUGUAAUUUCCGUAAUAAUUGUCUCCAUUGAGCUCCUGGAGGCGGUGGAUCCCAACGGAGCACCUCAGGGGAGCCCUGAAUCCGACCACCCCGCUCCCAGUGGCCAAAAUCCGCCUAUAAACGACAGUCCAGCAUCAAAUGACGGUCCUGUAGAGCCAGACGAUGAGGAGGUGGACGACUACCAGAUCACGAUGCCGCAAAAGGGCGACACAUCCGACUACAUCGACAAGGACGAGGAGGGAGACGACGAAAGUUUUGAUUUUGAGGGCGACUACCGCAACUUUUUUGAGGUUGACGUCAUCCCCGACGGAGGCGAAGGCACCACGAGGCGACCAGGACAGCAGGACAUUUUUAUCGUUCAAGGCGCUGGAUUCUCAGGUAUAAAUCGUCGUUAUAGUGACAAUUACGGUACAGAUCGCGUCAAUCAAGGGCCAGGUAUAGGCAGCGGAAGGCCUAGCAUCAGUUUCAGAGAGUUUAUGGGCCUAAGCAACAGUACGGAGCGAAGGAAACGAGGAUUCAGUGAGAGCGGCUGGCUACAUGAAGAUAUCGACGAGGAACUUGAGAAACUUAAAGGUGGACUCGUAAACGUAGAACUCAGCGAUUUGGAAGAGUAUGACAAGAAGUUGAACGCCCAGGUCGCUGACAACAAUCGAAACCCUCUGAUAAACCUACCGGAAAGAGCCGAGAACUUGCCGAGACUCCAAGACCAAAUUCAGCAUUUAGAGGUUCCAGAGAGACAGCCACAGAAUAUCCUGCGCAACGCUUAUUGACCCCCGGAAGCCGGCUGAAGAAGAUUCUCAAGUUUUCAGAGACGACUCAAAAUAGGGGAAGAAUUUCCUAUCUUGUUUACGAGCUACAAGGGGACAGUCUACCCUGGCCCAUAAAAGUACCACAAAGAGAUUAGCAGGACCCAUCUGUUGCAUUCCGUAAAACUACAACUCGGAGAAGCUGCAAUAGGCACAGGUUUCCCAGUGGAGGUAGCUUCACAAGUGAGCAUAAAUUAGUCUGCAUAAACAACAAGAGACAAAAUGCAAGGACUGCUUGUACCCCUCAAGAAUAUUGAAGACGCCAAAAAGUGUCCCAAGGGCAUAUUCAGACCACCUCAUAUUUACUAUCCGACGGUGGGAGACCAUGUGAUUGGGAUAAUUACGGCAAAGAAUACAGAUUUUUACACCCUAAACAUUAGAGCAUUGUGCG